Molecule: messenger RNA, 1611 nt
Organism: Rhizopus microsporus ATCC 52813
Lineage: Eukaryota; Fungi; Mucoromycota; Mucoromycetes; Mucorales; Rhizopodaceae
Exons: 5
Coding region: 92-1594 (500 amino acids)
Biological process (GO): phospholipid biosynthetic process
Cellular component (GO): endoplasmic reticulum membrane
Molecular function (GO): glycerone-phosphate O-acyltransferase activity; glycerol-3-phosphate O-acyltransferase activity
Source: RefSeq, a predicted model, not a curated record
GGAUUUUCUCGAUAUUUAAACUCAGUGCAAUUAACUUUUUUAUUUAUAAAGGAAAAAAGGGCUUUCUACCUUCUUUUUUCCCUUUAGAGAGAUGCCCUUUGGUUUCAAUCACGAACUUGUUUGCUUGAUAUCAAGAAGCGCACUUUGGUCCUUCUUUUCUGAUAUCAAGCUUGAAAAUGUAUCCAACGUUCCUCCAGAGUCGCAACCACUUAUUGUGGCGGCAACCCAUCAUAACAUGAUUAUUGAUCCUGCUGUUCUCUCUGUCACAUUUCCCAACAAGCGUCGACUUCACUAUUGGGCAAAGGACUCGAUGUUCAAGUCACCUUAUGCUGCCGCCUUUUUAAAUGAUUGUGGGGUAGUCCCAGUUGACAGAAAAACAAAAAAUAAUGCACAACUUUAUGCAGCUACCUUUGAAGUCUUGAAACUAGGUGAAGCCGUGGCUGUGUUUCCAGAAGGCACUAGCCAUACUUUGCCCAGACUAGGCACUUUGAAGGAUGGAACGAGUUUUGCGGCUUUGGAAUAUGCCAAAAUUGUACAUCAGGAAGGUCGUGGUCAGUAUGCGCCUGUGUUGCCAGUAGGAAUUGUGUAUCCAGAAAAAUCAAAGUAUCGAAGUGUGGUUAUUGUAAAGUAUGGGAAACCUAUCUCGGUUGAACCUUAUUUGCCAUUGUAUUUGGAAGAUCCGAAGAAGGCAGCUAAACAGUUGACAAAGGCAAUUGAAGUAGCUAUGGAAAAGAUUACUGUCAAUGCACCUGACUGGGAUAGUAAAUAUGCAGCAGAUAUGGCGAGGUGGUUGUUGUUCCCAGGAGAGAAUGGCUUAAUGAAAGAUUAUAUACCAAUUACUCAAAGUCUAAUCAAUGCCAUGAAUACAUUAGCAAAAGAGGACGUAGAGAUGGCCAAACUUCAAAAAAGCCUUGUUGUAUAUAAAUUAGAGCUUGAGUCACUACUACUCAAAGAUAGUCAUAUUGCCAAGUACAAUGAAAAAGAGAUCACAGCAGUUUCGACUACAGUAGAACUCUUACGCCGCACAGCAGCCAGUCUGAUAGAUCUUCCCCUCUUUUUACCCGGAUUAGUUGCUCAUUUACCGUUAUAUGUGGCAGGCUACUAUGCGGGUAAAUGUGAGAUUUAUGAAGAAGUGCGAGCACAAAACAAGAUCUUUUUUGGCAUGGUCUUGGUUCCUAUCAUUUACAUCACCACCUUCAUCUGGGGCUGGUUCACAUUAUUCGGAGGCACCUUCUUUGGCUUCUUUUGUGCCUUGGCGACAUUAGGUGUCUUUAUGUGGUAUCAUGUCGUGUCGAUUGAUGAACGGUAUGAAAACUUUAAAGAUUUACAAGGUCGCUGGAGACUAUUUGAUGCUGUCGUGCUCGGUAGAGGCAUGUGGCGUAGAAAAGAGCGUAUUUUAGAAUUAAAAAAGUUGCGUACAGAGUGUCUGACAGAACUACGCAAGAUGAUCAAGACCUACAAGACAAAGAAUGACGAUAUUCAUGUCAUCUGGUUGGCUAUUCGUAAUAGGGUGAAGCAGUUUAAUGAUGUAUCCAAACUUCGGUCUAAAAAGAAGGCGCUUGCAAAGCAGUAUGAAUGGUGUUUUGAAGGUUAACUAGAAGACUAAUGAAU